AUGCCCUUGUCUGCCCGAGAUUUGAAGGUCUACAGGGCCGAUGAAGCCCAUGACCACAAGCUCCUCAGCGAUGCGGAUAAGCGACGCAUCAUGAGGAAUGCUUUGCCGGAGCUGAGCCAACCCAGAAUAUCGAACAAGUCGGGCGACCAGCAGCGGUCGUCACGUCUAGGCAUCCGCAAGUUUGCCUGGACCCAGGUCCAUGUGUUUGUUUUGACCAUCCUGCACGGGAUCUUCUCGCUCUAUAUUCGGAUUCGCCAGUCAUGGAACAUUGUCUGCUACCAGGUGUCCUCGGUGCUGUACUACCACCACGCCACGCCGCAGUACAUCCAGAGGGAUGUCAUGAACCUGAACAAGAAGCCCAAGCACCUCAGCGCCAUCCUCAAGUCGGAGAACCCGAGGGUGACGGCCGACCUCGACCGGCUGAUCGACGAGACGGCCGAACUAGCUACCUGGUGUGCGUGUGCACACAUUCCCAUGCUGUCUAUAUACGAGAAGACGGGUAUUCUCAAGAAGCACAUGCCCCGCGUCUACGAGGCCACGAUCCAGAAGCUUGCCUUUUACUACGGCGGCGAGCACCCGACUCUCUCGGUCUCGUCCCCCCACAGGGAAGGCUACUCGUCCACGGAUGUUAACAGCACCCUUGGCCACCUGAGACUCCACCUCAUCUCGGCUCAGGACGGGAGGGAGUCGGUCGUCGACCUCACGAGGACGCUGGCCGAGAUGUCACAGAAGGGCAAGCUGUCCCCCAAAGAUAUCACCCUGGAGCUGGUCGAUAACGAGCUGUCCGAGGGGAUAAUGUCCGAGCCGGACCUGCUCAUCCUCUUCGGACCCAACGUCCAGCUCUCUGGGUACCCGCCGUGGCAGAUCCGUCUCACGGAGAUCUUUUGCCUCAAGGAUAAUGAGUCCUUCGGUUACCAAGUCUUUCUCAAGGCUCUGCGUAACUUUGCCAGCGCUCAGAUGAGAAAGGGGAAAUAA
Messenger RNA from Geosmithia morbida, 975 nucleotides. RefSeq names its product dehydrodolichyl diphosphate syntase complex subunit NUS1. Gene Ontology annotation, cellular component: dehydrodolichyl diphosphate synthase complex; endoplasmic reticulum membrane. NCBI's taxonomy places the organism in Eukaryota, Fungi, Ascomycota, Sordariomycetes, Hypocreales, Bionectriaceae. The coding region runs from base 1 to 975 and encodes 324 amino acids. The transcript has 3 exons. The record is from RefSeq and is a predicted model, not a curated record. Gene Ontology annotation, molecular function: ditrans,polycis-polyprenyl diphosphate synthase [(2E,6E)-farnesyl diphosphate specific] activity.